UUCUCGAUCCAAUCAAGAGCACAACUAAGACAGAAGCCAAGAGAAGUUAGAACACAAACUAGACAAUGGCCGGAGGAGGUGAUGAGCUGAAGCUGCUCGGCAUGUGGGCGAGCCCGUUCGUCAUGCGCGUGAAGCUCGCGCUCAGCUUCAAGGGCCUGAGCUACGAGUACAUCGAGGAGGACCUCGGCAACAAGAGCGACCUCCUCCUGAGCUCCAACCCCAUCAGCAAGAAGGUGCCCGUGCUCAUCCACAACGGCAAGCCCAUUUGCGAGUCGCAGAUGAUCGUGCAAUACAUCGACGAGGCCUUCAACGCCACCGGCCCCGCUCUUCUCCCCACCGACCCCUACGACCGCGCCAUGGCGCGCUUCUGGGCCGCCUUCAUUGACGACAAGUUCUUGGCCUCGUGGAUCCAGGCAGGCAGGGGCAAGACGGAGGCGGAGAAGGCGGAAGGGUUGAAACAGACGUUCGCGGCGAUAGUGACCUUGGAGGCGGCGUUCAAGGAGUGCUCCAAGGGGAAGCCCUUCUUCGGCGGCGAUAGCGUCGGGUACUUGGACGUCGCGCUCGGGGCCCUGGUCGCGUGGAUGCGCACCGCUGAGGUGCGUCAUGGUAUCAGGCUCUUUGAUGCCACCAGGAGCCCGCUCCUGGAGGCAUGGGUGGAGCGCUUCGGCGAGUUGGACGCAGCCAAGGCGGUCAUGCCGGACAUCAACAGGCUAGUAGAGCACGCCAAGAUCAGGGAGGCCCAGGUUGUAGCUGCGGCUGCAAGCAGCUGAACCAGCUUGGUGUCGAAACUCGAAACGACCCUUGGGUCGAACAAAAAUAUUGAAAUCUCUGUGUAAUACAGAUAUACAAUGUCGCCGGUUGUCACUUUAAUGUAUGUUGUUUGUGACCCAACUAAUUUUGAAUCAUCUCGUAACUUAUCUC
This is a messenger RNA of Phragmites australis (common reed), 921 nucleotides long. Its product is annotated as probable glutathione S-transferase GSTU6. The record is from RefSeq and is a predicted model, not a curated record. The transcript has 2 exons. Gene Ontology annotation, molecular function: glutathione transferase activity. Gene Ontology annotation, cellular component: cytoplasm. Bases 66 to 770 code for a protein of 234 amino acids. NCBI's taxonomy places the organism in Eukaryota, Viridiplantae, Streptophyta, Magnoliopsida, Poales, Poaceae. Gene Ontology annotation, biological process: glutathione metabolic process.